GGUUCUUUAUUUUUGAGAUGUAUCACGGCUAAAAUAUUUAACUGGGGCGACUUUGGAUUUCAUCUCUAUAAAAGAAUUUGAAAAGUCGCCCCCAUGGUCCGUGCGCGCCACAGAGAGGUCACUCACUUGCUUAAGGCGACUGUUCGAUGCUUGUUGGUUUUCCAAAUCUGCUUUGAUUUCACCAUAAUUUAGCGGAAUUGAUUAGCAUCCCCUGAAUAGCUGCCAUCCAAGGGACUAACUUCGAAUGGACAGGAUUUACUGUGUUGUUCAAAACAAUAAAACUUGACUGAAAGUCUGCUAAUCCUCAAACUAUGAGGCAAAUAAUGCCUCUGAACGCUUCAAUAGGAUUAUGGCGAGCUUUUGGGGUGCAGAAAAGACAAGAUUGUAUCUUUUGAGCAAUGAAGGAUAUAGGAUUUGUUCCUUGGAGGCAAACUUUUUUGAAACCACGCUUGUUGCUAGUAAAAACACAAAUGGUUCCCGUUUUCCGCAUACUUUCAGCGCUUCCACAAUCCAAGGGCUGUGAUGUAGCCAUUAAAUGUUACAUGUUUGUCGAAGUAUUGACACAUCCCUUGCAAAAGUUCAGAUGUAUGCUAAGAAUAUUGUUUAAGGGACGUAGAGUAGUCAAUAGCAUGUGGCAGUAUUCAGGUGUUUAUACAGUAUCAGAUGGAGUCCGAACAGUCGCCAAUAGAACAUUGACCUAUGGAACUGUCUUCACAAGAACUGUCUCUAAAGAUCUAUCUCAUUUGCUCAAAGCCAAAAGAGGAGAGGAAAAUGCAACAACGCGUCUCCUUUCCUUUGUCUCUGUUCCUGCCCAGAAUCUUGAAGGGCACCUUGAGGGGUAUCUUGGGGAGAGGAGGGCCUUGAGGAGCGGUUUUGGGCGCAAUUUUUGGCCUCGUGAGUUAUGGUUACGGUAG
Lobosporangium transversale is the source of this 914-nucleotide messenger RNA. RefSeq lists its product as hypothetical. Bases 399 to 914 code for a protein of 171 amino acids. The record is from RefSeq and is a predicted model, not a curated record. The transcript is spliced from 3 exons. NCBI's taxonomy places the organism in Eukaryota, Fungi, Mortierellomycota, Mortierellomycetes, Mortierellales, Mortierellaceae.